CGUACGGACAGUGACGGUGACGCGGAGAGAAAUAGAGCAUAUUUUUAAGCAGCCAUUUAAAAAAGCUAAAAAUGCAACAGCCAACCGGUGCAUUUCGCACUUUCGCAGGUGGGUCAAACUUUGCUGGUGCUUGUGCCUGAAGCCUAAAGCUGCGUCGUGCACACGACACAGAAACCACGAAGAAUAAUAAUUUACCAAAAACGACGGCAUACCGAAGAAACCAUAUUUGAACCCGCGGACUGGAAGCAUUCGUUAAAGUUAGAUAUUGAAGAAGGAAGAUAUGGAGGAGGAAAGGUGUUAUCCGACGAUGGAUCUGCUACGUUCGGAGCCAAUGCAAUUGGCACAGCUCAUCAUUCCCAUGGAAUCAGCUUACCUCACGGUUUCCUACCUCGGCGAACUUGGUCUUUUCCAAUUCAUUGAUCUCAAUGCGGAAAAGAGCCCGUUCCAGCGGACCUAUGCUGGUCAGAUAAAAAGAUGUGGAGAAAUGGCUCGCAAACUACGUUUCUUCAGGGAGCAAAUGAUGAAGGCUGGUUUGUCACCCUCGUCAAGGGCUGGAACAAGCAGCAAUGUUGAUCUUGAUGAUUUAGAGAAUAAACUGGGUGAACUUGAGGCUGAUCUGCUAGAAAUUAAUGCUAACAAUGAAAAGCUACACCGCACUUAUACUGAGCUAUUAGAAUAUAAACUUGUUCUCCAGAAGGCUGGUGAGUUUUUCUCUUCAGCUCAAAGUAGUGCUGCAGCUCAUCAGAGAGAAUUUGAAGGGCAGCACAAUGGCGAAGGAUCCAUUGACAGUCCAUUAUUAAUUGAACAAGAAAUGACAACUGAUCCGACCAAGCAAGUUAGGCUUGGGUAUAUCAGCGGUCUUGUUGCAAGGCAUAAAUCAAUGGCCUUUGAAAGAAUCCUAUUUCGUGCAACCAGGGGUAAUGUGUUUUUGAAGCAAGCUGUAGUUGAUGAUCCUGUCAUGGAUCCCAUCUCGGGAGAGAAGGUGGAGAAAAAUGUGUUUGUCAUCUUCUUUUCUGGAGAGAGGGCAAAGAACAAGAUUAUAAAAAUAUGUGAAGCCUUUGGAGCAAACCGUUACCCAUUUGCAGAUGAUCUAGGCAAACAAUUCCAGAUGAUUACAGAGGUCUCUGGAAAACUUUCUGAGCUGAAGACUACAAUCGAUGCUGGAGUGCUGCACCGAAGCAAUUUGUUACAGACAAUUGGCUAUGAGUAUGAGCAGUGGAACUUUCUGGUGAAGAAGGAAAAGUCCAUUUAUCAUACUUUAAACAUGCUCAGCUUUGAUGUGACUAAGAAGUGUCUUGUUGCUGAGGGUUGGUGUCCUGUUUUUGCUUCAAAACAGAUUCAAAGUACAUUGCAACAAGCAACGUUUGACAGCAACUCUCAAGUUGGGGCCAUAUUCCAGGUCUUGCAGACAAAGGAAUCACCACCUACCUAUUUCCGUACAAACAAAUUCACUUCUGCUUUUCAAGAGAUUGUAGAUGCAUAUGGGGUUGCCAAGUAUCAGGAAGCAAAUCCCGGUGUAUAUACUGUUAUCACAUUUCCUUUCCUUUUCGCUGUAAUGUUUGGUGAUUGGGGUCAUGGUAUUUGCUUGUUGCUCGCAACACUUUAUUUCAUAAUCAGGGAAAAGAAAUUUUCCAAUCAGAAACUCGGGGACAUUGUAGAAAUGACAUUUGGUGGUCGUUAUGUUAUUUUGAUGAUGGCACUGUUCUCAAUCUACACAGGAUUAAUAUAUAACGAAUUUUUUUCGGUUCCCUUUGAAUUAUUUGGAAAGUCAGCUUAUGAAUGCCGUGACCCUUCCUGCAGGGAUGCUACUACAGCAGGUUUGAUUAAGGCACAUGACACUUACCCAUUUGGUGUGGACCCCAAAUGGCAUGGAUCCAGGAGCGAGUUACCAUUUCUUAACUCAUUGAAGAUGAAGAUGUCAAUCCUUCUUGGAGUAGCCCAGAUGAAUCUUGGAAUUAUAAUGAGUUACUUUAACGCAAAAUUCUUUGAUGAUAAAUUAAAUAUCUGGUACCAAUUUGUCCCCCAGAUGAUAUUUUUAAACAGCUUGUUUGGCUACCUUUCUCUCCUCAUAAUUGUGAAAUGGUGCACUGGGUCACAAGCUGAUUUGUAUCAUAUUAUGAUAUACAUGUUCCUGAGUCCUACUGAUGAUCUGGGUGAAAAUCAACUUUUCUUUGGUCAAAAAUUCUUUCAGCUUCUGUUACUAUUCUUGGCUCUUGUUGCUGUACCAUGGAUGCUGUUUCCAAAACCUUUUCUCUUGAGGAAGCAGCACGAGGAAAGGCACCAAGGUCGGUCUUAUGCUCUACUAGACAGCACUGAUGACCCUCUUGAUGAGGAUCCACAUCAUGGUUCCCAUGGACACGAGGAAUUUGAGUUCAGUGAGGUCAUUGUACACCAACUCAUACAUACAAUAGAAUUUGUUCUUGGAGCAGUAUCAAAUACAGCUUCAUAUCUACGUCUAUGGGCCCUCAGCCUAGCUCAUUCAGAGUUGUCGAGUGUAUUUUAUGACAAGGUUCUUCUUCUAGCCUGGGGGUUCAAUAAUGUCAUAGUUCUAAUUAUCGGAAUAGUUGUUUUUGUAUUCGCAACCGUUGGUGUUCUGCUAGUAAUGGAAACACUAAGUGCAUUUCUUCAUGCCCUAAGGCUUCACUGGGUGGAGUUCCAAAACAAGUUCUAUGAGGGAAAUGGUUACAAGUUCUACCCUUUUUCAUUUGCAUUAGUUGCUGAAGAGGAGGAAUGAUACAAUACAUAAAACGUUUGUUCAUAAUUAAUAUACUAAACAAAAUUUGAUCAUAUUAGGUUAGCUUUAAGUAGAGAAACACGGCAAUUCUUACAUUUGCCCUCGGUUGCAAUCUUGUGAAGAUGGAGAGUUGUAAUAUGCAUUCAAUUAUUUUCAUAUGACAAAUUGAUGUUGUUGUAUUGUAGUUUGUAACUCAUACAAUUGAAACUUUCAAAGAAUAAUGAAAUACCGGGUUCUGGUAUUCAUUACUUCUAGUAACUCUAUUUUUAGUAACUUUUUCCUUUCACAUUCUUCAUGUCCUUUAUUUCUAUGCAAUUUUGAGACGUAGGAACAACAGACUGUUAAAAAAAUGGGGUUCCAGACUUCUCAGUUAAUUAUUUCUUUUCAAAGAAAAACAUCAGUGGUUGCGAUGAUUAUUUUUUUAGCCAGGGAACACCAUUAUUGGCUUAAUUCUUUAUCCCAAAAAUUCUAUAGUUGGGCAAAUUCUGCCAUGGAUUCUAUGGUUGGGCGAUUUCUAGAUUGUCUUUUUGAAAAAAUAAAAACGUUCCGUUGCCGGGACUUGAACCCGGGUCUUUCGGGUGAGAGCCGAAUAUCCUGACCAACUAGACUACAACGGAAACGUGCAAUUGGAUUAUGCUAAAACUUAAAAAAAUUGGCAUCGUCUACGACUUGUUUCCUCCAGUUAAUUCUCAUAGUGGUACAUCGUCUACAAUGGACACGUGCAAUAUCUCACCUUUUUUUAUUAUAAUUAUUUUUAUUUCUUGUUUUUCUAAGUUUUGAUUCCUAUAUCAAUAUCAUUAUUUAUUGUUGUCGUUCCUAUGUUGGAUCAAUAAUCAAGAUUAUCUUAAAUGGAGAAAUUGAAGUUAAUAUUAGGUCGCUGCUGCUAGGUUGAAUUAUCCUUCCUCGCCAAACGCAAGCCACCUUACUGAUAAAGCACCAAAAAAAGAGCGCUGAACUAUGUCAACAAAAAUGAGCGAACACAAUUCCAUAUAACCAGUCUGAUUCUAUAUACCAAUCAGUUUCUACAACUGUUGAACACCAAGGCUUCUAGUUCUCCUGACAAGAAUCUACCAAAAACUCUAAGAGUUAUGAAAAUCCUGUUUACAGCAUAUUAAACGACAAUUACUAGACUCCUCAGCAUUAAACAAGUGUCUUAUUAAACAUUAACUUAUAGUUUAUCUAUUAAAGUUUAGCAAGCAAAGGAUAGUACAAUCAUAAAGAAACAUACAACCAUGGAAUAAGCUUGCAGAUAACACCAGAAGCAUCACAAGUUUGCUUAUGGGAACAUCAAGAAGCUAUCUGAAUAGGUAUCAUCAUUUUAUAUAUUUACAUAGCUCAUACCCCACUUCCCUAGCAACUUACUAAAUGAUAUGACAAUUCAAUGACAUAUUAAUUAUGCAGAGCAGCUACGGUUGAGACCAUGGAGUCCACCCCACAAACAUUGCGACCUCUGCAGAUUUUGUAAUAUCCAUCCUCUCCCCAACUAGCUC
Ziziphus jujuba (common jujube) is the source of this 4224-nucleotide messenger RNA. Its product is annotated as V-type proton ATPase subunit a3. Lineage: Eukaryota; Viridiplantae; Streptophyta; Magnoliopsida; Rosales; Rhamnaceae. Gene Ontology annotation, cellular component: vacuolar proton-transporting V-type ATPase, V0 domain; vacuolar proton-transporting V-type ATPase complex. Bases 281 to 2734 code for a protein of 817 amino acids. Gene Ontology annotation, biological process: proton transmembrane transport; vacuolar acidification. The transcript has 19 exons. Gene Ontology annotation, molecular function: proton-transporting ATPase activity, rotational mechanism; ATPase binding. The record is from RefSeq and is a predicted model, not a curated record.